Lactuca saligna is the source of this 411-nucleotide messenger RNA. NCBI's taxonomy places the organism in Eukaryota, Viridiplantae, Streptophyta, Magnoliopsida, Asterales, Asteraceae. The record is from the annotation of a GenBank genome assembly.
AUGGAAGAGCUUAUCGUAAAAUUACGGUCAAAUGCGAGGAAGCCUCCCCAAGCAGUUCUUUUUACUACUAAUUCUCCAUCUGGGAGUGAUAAAGUAGAUUUAAAUUCCUUCCUGGUGCAAAGAAAGCGAAAACAUAGAGAUCCUAGGCCGAGAGUGCUUAUUACUAAACCAGUACAACAGCCAACUUCAAUUUUUGAACUAGCCCAGGUUAAUCAAGAUGAUCAUAGCCCAAUUUUUGACGAAGAGUUCUUAGCUAAUGAGGAAAAUUUUGCCUUUAGAAGCUCUUCUUCCCCCACCUCCUCCAGAGCACAAUUUUGCAUCUAUCAAGCUAGCCAAGCCACUUGCUUUUUAGGACUCUAUUCCUCAAUCAAGAGGAAAGGGAAUAUCUAUUGGCUCAGGGCAAGGAGGUGA